AUAAGCAUUAUUUGCAUAAUGAAAAAUGAAUCUGAGUUGCGGGUGCGUGUAAUGGCUCCACCUAUGACUUUGGUGAUACGAAGAAGUCAAAAUGAAAAGAAAAGAAUGAAAACAUGGCGAUCGAGUCGAACGUUAUAGACGAUAGAUCAAAGAACGAAGACGACAGCGAGAAGCAGAGCAUGAAGAAUCCUCCACCGUCACUCCGCAACCCCGAAGAUCCCAACGCGACACAAAUCGGUGAGACUAAAAGGAUUUUCAAGAAAUUGAGGAAGAUUCAUGAGAAGAUGGCGGCAAAAGCGGCGGUCAUGGGGGCUGAGGCAAGUAGCUUGAGGGCGGAGAUGGAUGAAAUGGUUGCUGCUGCUGAACAGAAGAAAGAAGAGUUCAAAUCGGUUAAGGAAAAACGAGACAGACGCCUGGCUAAAUACCUGCUUAUGUCAGUAAAAGAGCAGGUCCUUUGGGAGAUUCUGUUUCCCUCGAGCGGAAACUACUGAAAAUCCAAUGGGCCGUUGUUGCCUAAUUGUAUUGGGUGUUUCCGUACGUUUAUGCUAUUUUUAGGUGCUUUCGUUCUCUAUUGGUAUGUUGUGUGUGACUAUUUAUGUAUUUGCAUUCUAGAGUCUGGUUUUAUGUCCUGUUUUCAUAUAAUGAAGCAACUAUAGAUUCAGAGAAUAUCUUGGGUUUCCAAUUGAAUGUCUGUGUUUCCAAUUAUAUAAAAAUUUUCGAGUUAA
Rubroshorea leprosula is the source of this 725-nucleotide messenger RNA. The record is from the annotation of a GenBank genome assembly. Lineage: Eukaryota; Viridiplantae; Streptophyta; Magnoliopsida; Malvales; Dipterocarpaceae.